Molecule: messenger RNA, 3945 nt
Organism: Gallus gallus (chicken)
Lineage: Eukaryota; Metazoa; Chordata; Aves; Galliformes; Phasianidae
Gene: GLIPR1
Product: GLI pathogenesis related 1
Exons: 6
Coding region: 102-1064 (320 amino acids)
Cellular component (GO): extracellular region
Source: RefSeq, marked validated
ACCCAAAGGACUACGGAGGAAGAGCUUAGCAGUAUUGACUCCGCCGGAACAAUUCUUCUUUUAAAAAACUUUUUAAAAAAUACCAAAAGCAUUGAAGAAUUAUGAAAAUCACCUUUUUCUUUGCUUUGCUGUUCAUGUGUGAGCUCUUUGUUUGCCACCAUACAUAUGAGCAAUAUCCCUUGCCUGACAUAGAAGAUGCAAAGUUCAUUGAAGACUGUGUGAGAGCUCACAAUGACUUCCGAUCCAAAGUGAAUCCACCAGCCAGCAAUAUGCUUCGUAUGUCCUGGGACCCUGCGUUAGCUAAGUCUGCCAAAGCAUGGGCAAAGAGGUGCAUGUUUGAGCACAACAUGUACCUAAAAAUACCACAGAAGAUGCACCCCACCUUUCCAUCUAUUGGAGAAAACAUCUGGACUGGCACUGCCACCAUCUUUUCUGUGCACACAGCUCUGACUGACUGGUUUGAUGAAGUCAAGAGCUACGAUUUCAACACCCGUCGCUGCAGUGACAUGUGUGGCCACUACACCCAGGUUGUUUGGGCAACGAGUUACAAAGUUGGCUGUGCAGUUCACUUCUGCCAUAGAAUUCACAAUCUUCAAGGAUUCAACAAAGUGGCACAUUUUGUUUGUGACUAUGGGCCAGCGGGGAAUUACCCAACAAAACCGUAUAAAGCAGGACGACCAUGCAGUGGGUGCAGUAACGACCAGUGUGUAGACAAUCUCUGUGUAAACGCAGAACGUGAGAAACUGAUAAGUUAUGCCAACUGGUAUCCAGACUGGGACACUGAGCCCCAGCCACCGCAGCCCCGUCCGCCCCAGUCUCCAGCCCCUCGACCUCCAGCCCCUCGACCUCCAGCCCCUAGACCUCCAGCCCCUCGACCUCCAGCCCCUCAACCUCCAGCCCCUCGACCUCCAGCCCAAACACCCCCAGCUGGGCAGCCGCAUUCUUCCUGUGACCACUACUGUGUUAGUGUCUUGAUUUUAAGGCCACUAUUUUUGGUACUGAGUACUGUAGGUGUUCUUUUUGCACGGCGGUGGUUUCCACACAUGUUUAUAUAUGUGCAGUGAUUGUUAAGAUACUGAUAGUGAUUCUACCAUUCCAUUAGAGAACUGCAUGUUUGAUAAAAAACAGUCAGUCAUCUCUGCUAUACCUUUGCAAUGUUUAUCCAAUGCAAAAUGCUUCUGCAUUCAGGUCAAGAUUUAAAUGGCUGUGCAUGGAGUUGCUGUAAUUUAUCACUGUGGCUUCUACAUCUGUAAGAGCUUCUUAGCUCUGCUUCAGGGGUGGUUUGCUGGAAGGACCAUGUAGGCAGUGCACUGCCAUAUAUGCUAAUAAGCCUUCUGGAAACCUGGAGCAUCACAAAUAUAUAUCUGAAUCAUAGAAUCAAAGAGUAUCCCAAGCUGGAAGGGACCCCAAUGAUUAUUGAGUCCAACUUCCAGCUCCAUACAGGACCGCCCAAAAAUCAGGGGAUCAGGGGAUCUGGAGUGAAAAAGGCCAACAAAAAAAGCUCUUUUUAAGGCUUUUUUGAAGCCCGUAACAGUGCUGCACUUGUGCUUAGGGGGCUGGCACCUUGUGGGUGGGCUGCUGAGUGAGCAGGGGUGGAGCUGGCACACUAGUGGCACAGUGUAAACACCCUACGAACGUGCCAUCGCCUGCCCUUGACGUUGGCAUCUGGUGAUAAGCUUUAAAUUGCCUCGGGGAGCACAGAGCACACCAGGUUAGUAACCAUUGUUGCUGCCCACUGAGGACGGGGAGGUUCAGCGAGUGAGCACAGCCCAUACUGCCCAUAUGGUGCUGUGGGUGUGGGAGGUGAGUCAAGUGGUGAGGAGUUUAAGUGUUGUCCUUCCUUGCUCAGGAGACUGGCUUUCCUGUUGGCAGUCUUUGAGACCGCUGACUUAAACAUAGUCUCCACCAGACAGCGGGCUUAUUCCAAGAAGACCGUGGCAACCCAGACAGAGGGCCUGAUCAGAAAUGUGGCUGUUCAGGUCUCCAGCUGCAGGGAGUGCCUGAGCCUGCUGCUGCCUGGGGAGGGUGGCCGGGAUUCCACCUGUGUGAGGUGUGAGCAGGUGGAUGAGCUCCUCAGCCUGGUGGUGGAGCUCAAGGAGGAGGUGGAGAGACUAAGGGCCAUCAGGGAGUUUGAGUGGGAGGUUGAGUGAUGGAGUGACUCGCUGGUGUGCCAGAGGGAAGGGUGCCAGGGAAAUACCCCCAGAAAAGUGGUGGACUCCCUGCCCCCCAUCAGUCAGAUAGACCUGACUGAUGAGGAGGGUUGGAAGAGAGUCCCGACUUGGUGUCACAGGAGCCCCCCCUGCCUGCCUACCCCACGUCCCCAGUUCCCACUAAGCAACAGGUUUGAGACACUGGAAAUUGAAGGGGAGGUGAGUGGGGAGGCGAUGGAGGAUCUGCCUAGGAGGGAGCCUACGGUGAGGUGAUCACCCUCAUGCCUUGAGACUGCCUCUGUCAGGAGAGAAAGGAAGGUGAUUGUGGUGGGCAACUCCCUUCUCAAAGGAACUGAAGGCCCCAUAUGCAGACCAGACUCGGGCCAUCGGGAAGUGUGCUGCCUUCCUGGGGCCUGGGUCAGGGACAUAACUAGAAAACUCCCAAAGCUGGUUAGGUCCACUGAUUACUUUCCAUUACUCAUUGUUCAGUUGGGCAGUGAUAAAACUGCUCAGAGAAGCCUGUGAGCUAUGAGAAGAGAUUUCAGGGGUUUAGGGCAUUUAGUUCAAGGAGCAGGAGCACAGGUGAUCUUUUGUUUUAUACCUUCAGGGGCAGUGAAGGACACGGAGCGGGCUUGGAAAGAACAAGUAAUGAAUAAUUGGCCCAGAGGCUAGUGUUGAGGCAGAAACUUUGGGUUCUUUGGUCAUGGGGCAGUUUACUCGGCCCCUGGCCUGUUGUCUGUGAAUGGAACCCACCUAUCUCAAAGGGGGAAACAAAUCCUAGCGCAGGAGCUAGCAGGGCUUAUCAAAAGAGCUUUAAACUAGCUACGGUGGGGUAAGGGGACAAAACAGGGCUCACCAGAGAGCCUUUGGGAACAGUGUUUGAGCUGGGGGUGAGGAAGAUGACUCAGAUAAGACAGAUAAGCUGGAUCGCUGGGCUGAGGUGCAUGGGAUCAGGUUCAACAAGGCCAAGUGCCGAGUCCUGAACUUUGUCCACAAUAACCCCACACAGCGCCCAGGUGGCCAAGUGGGCCAGUGCCAUCCUGGCCUGCAUUAGAAAUAGAGUGGCCAGCAGGAGCACGGAGGUGAGUCUGCACCUCGAGUACUGUGUUCAGUUUUGGGUCCCCCACUACAAAAAAGACAUUGAGGCCCUGGAAUGUGUCCAGAGAAGGGCGAUGAAACUGGUGAGGGGUCUGGAGCUCAAAUCUUGUGGGGAGUGGCUGAGGGAGCUGGGAUUGUUUAGUCUGGAGAAGAGGAGGCUCAGAGGAGACCUCAUUGCACUCUACAACUUCCUGAAGGGACGUUGUGAUGAGGAGGGGUUUGGCCUCUUCUCCCAGGCAGCAAACAGGACCCGAGGAAAUGGCCACAAGUUGUAACAGAGGAGGUUUAGAUUAGACAUAGGGAAAAACUUUUUCUCUCAGAGAGUGGUCAGGCACUGGAAAGCCUGCCCAGGGAGGUGGUGGAGUCUCCGUCCCUGGCAGUGUUCAAGAGGUGUCUGGAUGAGGAGCUAUGAGAUAUGGUUUAGUGGCUUGUGGUAGCAAGGGUAAUGGGAGAACAGUUGGACUAGAUGAUCUUGUAGGUCCUUUCCAACCUUGUGAUUCUAUGAUCAAACCCUAUGUCUGAGAGCAUCGUCCAAGUGCUCCUUCAACUCUUAAGUUGAACUUAACUCUGGAUCCAAAAGAAGCAAUAACUCAUUUUCACUAAAUUUUGAUUAUCCCAAACAUCAUUUUCUCUUGAUAGUGGAGAUUUAACUACAUAUUACUUUGAAAGAAGAGAAAGAAUAAAGCUUGUCCUUUAC